CCCAUACGUAUAUGAGAGCCCAGGCAUCUCCGCAUGUCUCUCGACAUUUCCGUCUGCCAUGUCCUCUGCCGAAUACCUGCGUUACGUGCCCAGCGUGCAGACCCCCAUAUCGAUAAUGGCCACCAAACGGAGUUCCUUUGAGGACGUUAAUGAUGAAUCCGCCAGGCCGCGUUACCCGGAUGAUACCGGCUCCUGGUGCACAGCAGACUCGAGUCAAAUAGAUGACGACGUUCGCUCGAGUUCACGACUCAGUGGAGAGCUCACGGCGGAAGGGGUGAUUCUAAAUUCCGCCACUGUGUGGCGGGACCACGCUCUGGCUGCCAGACUCGGCACUGUCAUCGGCGAGAGGUCGAGAACGCCUAGCCCUCCAGGCUUCGCUUCGCUCCAGUACAUCCGUACUUUGAGGAACGAUCGCCAUGAGGGCGACACAGCCAGCAUCGUGGUAAACGCUGCUGCAUCGCGAGGGAUAUUUGAGCCUAUAGAAAGCCAUGUCACCGAGGAGCACGCCUGCGUUGUCUGUACAGACCCUGUCGGCGAUACCGGGAUCCGUGUUCGUUGUGGUCAUUACUAUGAUCCCGAAUGCAUGCUGGAGCUUAUCAAGGCCGCCGUACGAGACGAGUCGCUCUUCCCUCCACGUUGCUGUGGGGUAAAGAUUCCGCUCAAAUCUGCAAAACCACACAUCGAUGCCGAGCUCUCCCUUCUACUCAAACUGAAGGCCAGGGAGGUCCGGGUCUUGAAGCGUGUAUACUGUGCCAGGCCAUCGUGUAGCCGCUUCCUCGGCAAGCAGAUCCAAAGCCGAUUCCUCCAUUUCUUCGCUCCACAAUACACGUGCCGCGCUCCUGGGUGCGGCACUAAAACUUGCACAAGGUGCAAGAGCCAGGCGGGCAAAGGGCACAGGUGCGAGCCCGACGUCCAGGAACACGGGGUGCUCGACCUCGCGAGAGAGAAGGAGUGGGCGCGAUGCCCUGGGUGCAAGCACUUGGUCGAAUUGAACACCGGGUGCUACCACAUGACGUGCAGAUGCAAGACCGAGUUUUGCUACUUGUGCAAAGCGAAGUGGAGGAAAUGUGCUUGUACAUUAUGGGCACCCAGGGACGAUUGACUGCAAUACUUGCAGACAGCAGUUACUUCACCACACGGAUUAUGUGACAACCUAUCCCCGAUCUACCAUCAUACAAUGAUUCUUUACCCUUCGCGUUGAUGAUGCUACUGUAACUCACGGAAGGAUGCCCCACGCUGCUUAUAUUCAUAUAGAGCGACACUACCAGACUGUGUGGGACGUGUCAGCUGUAAAACAAUACAAUUUUGUGACCUUGCGGCCCAUGUACAACCGACGUUCAGUAGUCUCAUUCAAAUUCUUCCGAUACUCUCGGCACGAACAGUUUGUUACACUGUUGAAUGGUACAGAACAUACACAGGC
This is a messenger RNA of Laetiporus sulphureus 93-53, 1420 nucleotides long. RefSeq lists its product as uncharacterized. The record is from RefSeq and is a predicted model, not a curated record. The transcript is spliced from 4 exons. Lineage: Eukaryota; Fungi; Basidiomycota; Agaricomycetes; Polyporales; Laetiporaceae. Gene Ontology annotation, cellular component: ubiquitin ligase complex; cytoplasm. The coding region runs from base 59 to 1102 and encodes 347 amino acids. Gene Ontology annotation, molecular function: zinc ion binding; ubiquitin protein ligase activity; ubiquitin conjugating enzyme binding. Gene Ontology annotation, biological process: protein polyubiquitination; ubiquitin-dependent protein catabolic process; positive regulation of proteasomal ubiquitin-dependent protein catabolic process.